This is a messenger RNA of Prorocentrum cordatum, 202 nucleotides long. The record is from the annotation of a GenBank genome assembly. Lineage: Eukaryota; Dinophyceae; Prorocentrales; Prorocentraceae.
GACCUGGAGGAGGAGGAGAAGGAGCCGCAGCCGCCCCGCAGACUGGAACCGGCCCCGAAGCGGGGAGCAGCGGCGGCGCCGCCAGGGCCGAGGGCAGCGGCGGCCGCGCCUGUGGCCGCGCCGCUGACCCACACGAGCUCUUCGCGGCGCGGAAGCGGAGCGAAGCCUCGAUCCGGGACACCAGCUGCAGGGCCAUUUGCAG